This is a messenger RNA of Lathyrus sativus (Indian pea), 1293 nucleotides long. The record is from the annotation of a GenBank genome assembly. NCBI's taxonomy places the organism in Eukaryota, Viridiplantae, Streptophyta, Magnoliopsida, Fabales, Fabaceae.
AUGGCGUCGAAGAAGAAGCAAUCGGAAGGUAUCGCUUUAUUGUCCAUGUACAACGACGACGGUGACGACGAAAUGGAGGACGCAGAAGAAGAAGACGUGAAUCGUGAGGAACAGCAAGAUGACGCCGCUGGACAAGCUGCGGAGGAAGAUUUGGCAGCCGACACGGAUAGAAUGACGGUUGCUGAUUCCGGGAACGAAGUCUCCGCUGAUGGUUUUACUCCGACGGAGAAGAGUAGAACGCCACAGGUGAGCCGGUUGUUUUCACCGCCGCAGGAGCAACAGCGGGUGGAAUUGAGGAUUAGUAAGAGUGCAACUCUUACGAUAGUUGAUUAUGGUCAUGAUGAAGUAGCAAUGUCACCUGAGCCUGAGGAAGGAGAGAUAGAUGGUAGUGGUCGAGUCGUGUUUGGGGACCAACUUCAUGUGACAAAUGGUGAUUUGCUAGAUAGAAUACCACCAGGAACAGUCCAGGUUUUGUCACCUGACGAUCAAGCUAACACUCCCCAAUUAUCGGAGACAUUUAAAUCUGAUGCCUUGAAUAAUGACGAUGUGAUUGGACCUGAUGAUGCAGAGAUUGGAGAAGCAGAUCACGAUGAGCAUAAAUCUGUAGAUCCGUUGGAUAAAUUUCUUCCUCCUCCACCCAAAGUUAAAUGCUUAGAGGAAUUACAAAGAAAAAUAAAUAAAUUUCUGGAGUAUAAGAAGGCUGGAAAAAGUUUUAAUGCAGAAGUUCGCAACAGGAAGGACUAUCGAAACCCUGACUUCUUACUGCAUGCUGUGAGGUACCAGGACAUUGAUCAAAUAGGGUCUUGCUUUAGUAAAGAUGUAUUUGACCCUCAUGGAUAUGAUUCAAGUGACUUCUAUGAUCAAAUAGAAGCUGAUAUGAGGCGGGAAAGUGAUAGGAAAGAGCAAGAGAAGAAGAAACCACAAAACCAGAAGGUUGACUUUACUUCUGGUGGUACACAGCCAGGAAUUGUGCUCGGUGCUCCCAGGAUCAGCAUGCCUGUUACAGGCGGUUCUGCUGCAACUACAGGUGGUUUGCAUUUGGUGCCUCCUCCAGCUGAUUCUAUUAAUCGGGAUGGCAGACAGAACAAAAAAUCAAAAUGGGAUAAGGUGGAUGGUGAUCGAAAAAUUCCUCUGCCCUCUGGUGGGCAGGAUUCUGUAUCUACAGCAGGGGCUCAUGCAGCAGUUUUAUCUGCUGCUAAUGCUGGCAGUGGAUACAUGCUAUUUGCGCAGCAAAAAAGACGAGAGGCAGAGGAGAGAAGAUCUAGUGAAAGGAGGUUAGAAAGAAGAUCAUGA